This is a messenger RNA of Argiope bruennichi, 3989 nucleotides long. RefSeq names its product voltage-dependent calcium channel gamma-1 subunit-like. Gene Ontology annotation, biological process: calcium ion transport. The record is from RefSeq and is a predicted model, not a curated record. NCBI's taxonomy places the organism in Eukaryota, Metazoa, Arthropoda, Arachnida, Araneae, Araneidae. Bases 1384 to 2187 code for a protein of 267 amino acids. The transcript is spliced from 5 exons. Gene Ontology annotation, cellular component: plasma membrane.
GCCGCUUUUGUUCCCUCGGUGUAACUGGGACCGUAGGGAGUGAUCUUCCCCCCUUUCUGCUGCCGUGCUGGGGUAGGUCUGGAAAUCGUUUUGGGACACCGACUGUCGAUUGUUUCUCGAGAUUGACUCCCCACAGGAGUACUUCCGCACUGGGGUUGACAUUCCAUGCGGAUUACUGGUGAAAAGCUUUUACCAGAGCGAAUUUUAGGAAUAAGUCAUCUAUGAAAACUAACAUGAUUUCCUUCGCCAGUCAUUUUCUGUUUUGCUGAGCUGUCGCUGCGCAACAAAAGGAAUUGCUUUUCCGGCUGAACAAGAACCCUCGAGAGCUUCUUUCACUCGGAAUAAAUAGCCUUGAGAAAUCCUAAGGCUCACCAUUUUUUACCCACCCUUGAAUGUGAAGCUUUUUCAUCCCUUCCCUCCCCUUCACUCCUUGGAUUUUUAAAAAAGUGCUGAUAACGGUUUCUUUCAAUGAAUGAAAAUGGAAACAUUUUCCACUGCGAACUGGUGCUGCAAAAGAGCUUCUCGUCGUAGAUGUUUAGUUGACACCUAAAGACAGACCAGCUUUACGAAGAGGAGAGAAAAGAAAAUUCGAAUAUCUUUUUUGGAGCAAAAACCAGAUAACUAUUUUUUUCCUUCUUCUAAAUAUCAUAUCUUGAAUUCCUGAAUCCAGAGGAUCUGAAUAUAUUUCGUAGUUCAACAAUACACAGCAUGUGAAUACUAAGCCUAGAUAUCUACUGCUGAUCGUAAAAUAUCUGUAAAAGAACUUCACGAGAACUAUAAAAAGAUGCAAUAAUCUUCAGUCCUUUAGAGACGGUGCAUUCUGUGAUCUCUGACCUUUAUAGGUAUUGUGAUUCAUUUGGUGUGGUUUAAAUCCUCGAAAUCUACGUCUUUAUAUACUUUGGUAAAUGCUCAUUAAGAACAUUUGACAAAGCAAAACAAUAAAACUAAAACUAAUUACGAGCAGCAUAAGUUGCUUGUGAAUUUUUGAAGGGAUUACAUGUAUACAUAUUUGAGAUUGAGUUUUAUAGCAUAUACUCGCUAAAUUUGUGAAUACAGCACUGUUCGUCGACAUUGAGCGAAAUAUUCUAAUUAAUUUGCACAUCUGCAAACGAUAAUGAACUCCAUAAACUGUUUAUAAAUGUGCAAUAGAAAGAUUAAAUUAUUCGAAUCGAUAUUUGCUCGUAGAAACGUUCAUCCUAAUUUUACAGCGAGAACAAUCCAACGAAAGGCUAGGAACAAUCCAACCAAUUUGAUGGUUUUGCAUGAUAAAGAGUGCUAAGAAGAGAUCUUAACAUCAAAUUCAUCAGCAGAAUUUAGUGACAGAAUUUGUCACGAAUCAACUGUAGAUCUUUAUUACAAGUCCUACUCUCUAAAAACUCAACAAUGGCGCAUGAUAAUGCCAAAGCGGAAUCCAAACAAGCUCGAACGCGAAAGCCGAGUGCCAUACAGAAGCUCCGACAACGAGUGGCCAGGCGAGAUCCUGCUGAGAUACUUGCCUUCGAACGUCGGUGUCUUGUGGUAGCCACAGCAGGACUUUUGGUAGCAUUCGUGUUUUGGACCGUGGCCGUCAGCACUGACUACUGGUUCCAUGUCCUACCAGAAAGUGGUAACCCCAUCUAUAUUAACAGAACGAACAGCUUCUUCAUCAGCAGCCAUUCGGGACUGUGGACCAUCUGCAAAUUUCAGUAUUUUAAUGGGUCGACGGAAGGACCUGCUGUGAGAAAUUGCCACAAUCAUAGGCUCUUCCCGACAGAAGAAUUCAUUAAUAAGAACCCCGAGGUGGAUAGGACAAUACUCGAUUACACCAGGACCGAGACUGCCUUUGCCAUCAUCACCUUCUGCCUUAUUGCGAUGGGUUUCGGCUUUGCGGUCUACACUUUCAAGGAACCGAGGUACAUGUUCAAGAGGCUCGCCGGUGGAGUGCACUUCAUAGGAGCUGGAGCCUCCUUAGUGGUGAUUGAAGUAGUGAUCAACUCCGUGGAGUAUGAGGAGCAAUACUUAACUGAUCGACAUCCCAGGGGGGCUGUCUGGACCUACGGCUACUCUUUCGCAUUUGCCUGUCUCACUUUUAUCGUUCUGCUCAUCAGCGGAAUAACCUUCAUGAUUUGUUCUAGAAAGAAGAAAGGAGACAGAUCUGGAGGGGUGCAAGGAGUGGAUGACGAACCCCACAUUUUAGGCAGAAUGUGAUUCGUUCUAAAGACCUUCCACUGGUGCGACCUGAAUCUCAUAUAAGUCGAAAGAUCAAUCAUAUUAUGAGAAAGCAUUGCAAUGGAAAAUAAAAAAAGGGUUUCAACUUUUUGUUAGCACUUUUAUUACAUUGAAGGACAUAUCUAUAAGAUUAACUGGAAUAUGAAAUGUUUCUGAAAAGAUAGAGAGGCUCUGAAUUGUUCUUUUUUUUUAUGUUGCACCUGAUCAGCCUGUUCUUUGGGAUCCUCAAAUCCACGUUGAAACAAAUCCAAACGAGGCCUGCUUGUUGAAUUCCUCCAUUGUUUCGGGACUGAAAGGAAUUCUAAGUGGUAUUUGUUUCCUUACUAUGAUAUCAAUUUGAUCAACGGUGUUAUUCAAGAUGCUAACAUUUUCUCUACGCCCAUUUAUCAUAUUGAAGAACAUAUACUUACCUAGAAAUGUGAAUUGCUUUGAAAUGGUAAAAGUUUAAAUUGUCUUGGCAUUUUAAUACACAAAAAAUAGAUUAUUCGUUGACGCGCACAGAUUACAUUAACCUCAUUAUCGAUGCAAUAUGAAAAUUUUAUCGAGUGGUUUCAUUUUUAAUGUGAAACAAUGCUUGGUUUGCGCAGUUUGAAUAUCAAAUAAUUACUGCAAACGAUUAAUUUCUUUUCUUUUUUUCUGCAAUUCGAGCGGAGCUUUUAUAUUGUUUAUUUAUGAAACGAAUCCGAAAAUGAUAUCGGAAUACGAACACAAACAUUUUAACGUUCUUCAUUGUAUGACGAUCUGUAUUACAGUAUAAAGUGCUCUGUUUCGAUUAACUGUAUGUAAAUGAAUGACAGAACAACAUUAAAAAAACGUUCUUUUCAUUCAUUAUAUGAAUCGAGUAAGUACUUUUCGAAGCAAUAACAUGAAGGAGAAUUAUAUUGAUUAAGUUGAAUGUAAAUAGCUAAAUUGUGAAAUGAGCACAUUUCUUCACAUGCCUUAAAAUGAAACUUAAUUCUUCAUGAAUGCCUUUCACCCACAUAAAUCACUGAUUAUUUGGCUUGGAAAUUGUUUAUGAUUAUUUUAUUUUUGUGAUUGGGUUCAAAGUUUAAAUUUACCCCUUUCGAUUCUAACACGAAUACCAUCAAGAUUGACUGAACUUAUUUCAGUGUUUGCUUUGUUUAAAUAUCACAUUUUUGUAGAGGGAGGAGGUCGACGGUUGCAGCAUAUUUUCAGUUAGUCAUUCUAAAAUGGCAUUUCAUUUUUUUUUUUUUUUUUUUUUUUUGUCUUAUGAAGAAAAUUUUUUCUUAUAAAAAUGUGCUUAUGCAUAUAUUAAAAAUAUAUAACUUUGAUAAAAUAAAAUGCAUCAGUUUUGAACAUACCUGUGUUCAUUCCGUAAAGAUUAAAUAUGGCUGCGACUUAGGUGGAGAAAAGGAACUACUUUACUGAAACAAUCCCUCUAUAUCCUGAAAACGAAAUGUUCCCAAUAAAUGGCAGCCAUUGCUGCUGGAAAAUGCAAUAAUCAUUAUUUAACAAAGAAAUUCUUGUUAUAAACUUUCUCAUCUGUCUUUUUAUUGUCAAGGAUUGUUUAUGAUAACAGUUAGAUCGAUAUCUCAAACAAUUUUAUGCAGCUACAGGAGUUGAAAUAUACGAAAGGAAGAUCAAUUGUUAACCUAAUAAUAGAAAGAUAUUGUGUGAUGACAUUUUCCAACUGAAUAACUGCUUUGUGCGAAUAAACUUUAACAGAAAAGAAAUAUUCUUCUAUUGACUUCACAUAAUGUGGACCUUUUUUGAAAUGCAGCUAUUUUUGAAGAUUCAAGCAAAAAUUCCUCAAACCAUAA